GAUAAAGAGGCGCUAGGCGGAAUUUGGGGUCCGCUCUAAGCUGCAGCAAGAGAAACAGUGUGUGAGGGGGAAGAGGCCAAUACCAGUAGCCCCGGUCUGUGUAUGUGUCUCUCCUCUCUUUGGGGUUGUGCAUGCAAAGGAAGGGAAAACUGGGACUAAAUAUACUUAUCGCAUUAGUCACCGCUCUUCCUACAGGGAAGGCACACAUUUAUUAAUGCUACCCGGUUGCAUGAGUCGGGGUUUUUUGUUUUGUUUUUUAUUCAGUACCUCUCAACAACCAAAUAAUUAACUGCACAAGCUCCUGAUCACUGACUGCAAAGCCACGAGUCCUGGAGUCCGGUUUUUGUUUUUAUUUUUUUGUUUUUAUUUUGUGUGUGUGUGUGGUGCUGGGCACAGUAGUGGGAGGCUUUACCAGCGCGUGUGCUGUUUUCCUGAAACAUCUUGGGCAGAGAAAAAGCACUUGUGAACUGGAAUCAACUGCUUCGGGGAGGGGAGGGGGGGAAACACUGACAAGAAGAGGGGGAAUUGCAGCAUUUUUAAAGAAACUCUGUUUCUGUUCCACUUUGAGCACUGGCUGCUGCCCCUAAAUUAAUAGAGAGCAAAGGGGGAAGGACUGCACAGAGCGCUGGAGACGAGCCUGUCUGGAUCUACAACUACUUAGCAGAGGGGCUGCGCGCUGGAGAAGGGCUGAGCAUUUCGCUGUGGUUUGGGACUGUUUGAUUCGUUCCCCUUCCUUGUUGUACCUGUUAAAGUUGAGAGCCUUUUUUUUUUACGUUGCAUUGGUGCCGAGCUGAGCCCCGCCGACCUCCCUGCAAGCAGCCGCCGCCGCCGCCGUGUGUGUGAGCCCCAGCGAUGGUGCAGCAGACUAACAACGCGGAGAACACGGAAGCGCUUCUGGCCGGAGAGACCUCGGACUCCGGGGCCGGCAUCGAGCUGGGCAUCGCCUCCUCGCCCACGCCGGGCUCCACCGCUUCCACCGGGGGCAAAGCGGACGACCCGAGCUGGUGCAAGACCCCCAGCGGGCACAUCAAGCGGCCCAUGAACGCCUUCAUGGUGUGGUCCCAGAUCGAGAGGAGGAAGAUCAUGGAGCAGUCCCCGGACAUGCACAACGCCGAGAUCUCCAAGCGCCUGGGCAAGCGCUGGAAGCUGCUCAAGGACAGCGACAAGAUCCCCUUCAUCCGGGAGGCGGAGCGGCUGAGGCUCAAGCACAUGGCGGACUAUCCCGACUACAAGUACCGGCCCAGGAAGAAGGUGAAAUCGGGAAACAGCUCCGCUAAGCCCGGCGAGAAAGGAGACAAGAGCGGCGGGGGCAGCCCUGGCGCCAGCGGGGGCGGCACCGGCAGUGGCAGCAGCUGGGGCAGCACGAACUCCUCCAAGCCCGCCCCGAAGAAGAGCGGCGGCUCCAAGCUCUCCCCCGGCGGCGGCGGCGGCUCCGGGGCCAGCAAGCCGCACGCCAAGGUGAUCCUGGGCAGCAAAGCCGCCCCCUUCCCCGCCGAGCAGCCGGCUCAGGCCGCCCUUCUGCCCCCGGACCACCACUCGCUGUACAAAUCGCGCGGCGGCGCCUCCGGCUCCUGCUCGGCCUCGGGCAAACACCUCUCGGAGAAGAAGCUCAAGCGGGUCUAUGUCUUCGGCACGGGCGGGGGCCACGGGCAGAGCGCGUCCUCCUCCCCCGGGGGCGCCGUGCCGGCCAGCCCGACCCUGAGCUGCUCCACGGAGGCCAGCGACCCUCUGAGCCUGUACGAGGAGGGGGGCGCCGGAGGGUGCCAGCAGGACGGAGACUGCAGCAGCGUCUCCUGCCCUUCCCCGCCGGGCAGCAGCUCCCCCUCCGAUCACCGCAGCUACACCAGCCUGAGGGCCUCUUCCCCGGCCCCCUCCACCUCCCAUUCCUCCUCGGCUUCCUCCCAUUCCUCCUCCUCCUCCUCGGGCUCCUCUUCCUCGGACGACGAGUUUGAAGACGACCUGUUGGACCUGAACCCCAGCCCCGGGUUUGAGAGCAUGUCCCUGGGCAGCUUCGGUUCGUCGGUGCUGGACCGGGACCUAGAUUUUAACUUCGAGCCUGGCUCGGGCUCGCAUUUUGAGUUCCCGGACUACUGUACCCCGGAGGUAAGUGAGAUGAUCUCAGGGGACUGGCUGGAGUCCAGCAUUUCAAACCUGGUCUUCACUUACUGAAGAAAAUAAAUAAAUGCCGGGGAAGACGUAGACAUACACUAUUGAGAGGACUCGCCCACGCUCUUGGGUGUAUCUUUUUUCCUUGGAGGGGCAGAUGAAACUGACUUGCUGUGCUUUUAAAAACCCGAGAUGAUAAAAGGGAUCAUUCUUUAAAAAAAAAAAAUAGACACACGCUCGCUCCCUUCCUCUGCUUGGAGAUAGACACACACACACACACAUCCCCCCACGCCCCUUCCGAUGCCUGAUGUUAAUUUUUAGACACUGGCGGGAGUGAUUUUUUUUGAGAGCGAGAGAGAGAAGGGGAAAAACCACACACACCUCUGGGUUUUGAUUUUUUUUUAUCCACUCUAUGUGAAGAAGAAGGGGGAGUGAUACAUUGUGCUGAGUGCAUUGGAGAUCUCGAGUAUUUUGUUCUGAGAGAUGAGAACUGUUUAAAAAAAAGACUGCAGGGUUUACAUAGUGUGGGGGAUGGGAAGGGAAUCCUAUUCCGAUUUUUUUCCUGCGGCAAGAGGAGAUGAAGAUAAUAGGAGGCGGAAAGGGCGAAUUGAGCUAGAAACUGAACUGAGAUCCUAGUUGGACAGAGAAAAGGAAGGGGGUUGGGAAUUUUUUUUUUGCCUUUUUUUUAAAGAUGAACUGGAAACACGACUAGAGGAAGAUAAUAAACUGAAAUGCAUUUGCACGUAUAGAGGAGAAGGUGGCAGCGCUUUUCUCAGUCACCUUAUUAUAUAGAGAGAAAUCAAUCAAUAAAAUGGAACUUCACGAACACGGAAAACUUUUUGAAACGGAGACAGAUACAAAACAGUUUCUCUAAUGAUGUGGUACAGGGGAAAUGGAGGGAGGGCGAUUGCUUUUGCAAAAACAAAAAAUUGUUUUUCUUCUUACUCAGAAUCGUGAUGGUGUUGGAUUAUUUCACUGGUGGGGUUUAAUAUAGCAUGUUAUCCUGUCUAUCUUUUUAAGAUUUCUGUAAGACUGUUGAACAGUUUAAAAAAUAGUGUUAGGAUACUAUAAAAGCAGAUAGAUGGCGCUAUGUUUGAUUCCUACAAAAAUCACCAGCUUUUUUUUCAUUCUUAACUCUUUAAAGGAUUCAAACGCAACUCAAAUCUGUGCUGGACUUAAAAAAAAAAAUCAGGACCAAAUUUUUUCUCAGAGUAUGUAUGUGUUCCUUAUAGCUGUAAAUGAAAAGACUGUUUUUUCUCACCGAUGCUCUUUCCUUUAUUGUUUUUUCCUUGUAAAUGUAAUCGGAUGCCAUUUUAUAAGUGGAUGUAUUUAUACUGGCCAAACAUUUUUGACUUGUAUUUCUUUGUCCUUUUUUGGUAGUCCUCGUUGUUACUCGCACCAUUUUUAUGUCUCCUUCACUGAAGGGCUAGAGUUUUAACUUUUAAUUUUUUAUAUUUAAAUGUAGACUUUUGACACUUUUAAAAACAAAAGAGAAGAGAGAUGAAAACGUUUGAUUAUUUUCUCAGUGUAUUUUUGUAAAAAAUAUAUAACGGGGGUGUAAAUCGGUGUAAAUCGCUGUUUGGAUUUCCUGAUUAUACUUACAGGGCCGCUGGUUAAUGUCUCACCCAUACACACAAAAAUCAGCCCCUAUUUUCUCCAUGUUUACACUCCAAUCUGCAGGCUUCUUAAAGUGACAGUAUCCCUUAUACAUACCACCAGUGCCCAGUGUUUAAUCUCAUUGAUUUCUGUGAGGGGGGAGGGGGAAGAAUAAACGUAAUACACUGUCUCCUAACUUUAAAAAAAAUCCCAUAAUUAAGUACAACCAUAUAUCAUUCAGGCGCUUUAAAGCAACUGGUGCAUUUGCAGAAAAAAGGGAUCCUGUACCUUUAAUUUGUAAACCACAUCUUUUGCACUUUUUUUUUAGAAGCAAAAAACGUGCCGUUUAAACCACUGGAUCUAUCUAAAUGCCGAUUUGAGUUCGCGACACUAUGUACUGCGUUUUUCAUUCUUGUAUUUGACUAUUUAAUCCUUUCUACUUGUCGCUAAAUAUAAUUGUUUUAGUCUCUUAUGGCAUGAUGAUAGCAUAUGUAUUCAGGUUUAUAGCUGUUGUGUUUAAGAUGAAAAAAGUGAAAACAUCUUUGUACAUUUAAGUCUGUAUUAUAAUAAGAAAAAAAGAGGAUUGUGUGUUUAUGUAUGUUAAUAUAACAUGACAGGCACUAGGACGUCUGCCUAAUGAGGUGGUUCCGUUAAGGGUUUUUUGUUUUGUUUUUUGGUCAUCCAUCCUGUGCAAUAUGCUGUGUAGAAUAUUUUUGUCUAACGAUCACCCCACAACACAACGUUGGGAAAGAGGAGAAAAAAAAUCAUGCCAGCUAAUCAUGUCCAGUUCACUGCCUGUCAGAUUUUGAUAUACCUUCUGUAAAUAUUUUUUUUGAGAAGGAAAUAAAAUCAGCUGGAACUGAACCCUAAA
Molecule: messenger RNA, 4573 nt
Organism: Gopherus flavomarginatus (Mexican gopher tortoise)
Lineage: Eukaryota; Metazoa; Chordata; Testudines; Testudinidae
Gene: SOX4
Product: SRY-box transcription factor 4
Exons: 1
Coding region: 853-2169 (438 amino acids)
Biological process (GO): anatomical structure morphogenesis; cell differentiation; positive regulation of transcription by RNA polymerase II
Molecular function (GO): RNA polymerase II cis-regulatory region sequence-specific DNA binding; DNA-binding transcription activator activity, RNA polymerase II-specific
Source: RefSeq, a predicted model, not a curated record